AUGAGUGAGGCUGAGGAUCACCCCGAACGUGGGGAUCAGCCUAAACACGAUGAUCAGCUAGAACAAAGUGAGAAUCACCCCGAACGUGACGCCGAGGAGAACAAACUUAUCAACUUUGAAUGGACUCCUGAACUUGUGAAGAUUGGAAUCUCUCGUGGGGAUAUACAUCCGUCGAUUGGCCCCCACAAAUUCUCUAAUGGCCACCCAGAUUGCACGUACCGGCCUGGUAUGACCCUGCCCGACCCUGCUAAUACGCGAGAGUGUCUGAGGUGGGUCGGACUAUCCGACAAGAAGAUCAUUGAGGUGGAACAAAAGUUUAAUGAACUGUAUCCAGAUUAUCAAGCACCCCGCAGUGGACAUGAUAGUAAAGUUUUCACCAGGGGUUUCAGCGACAUCACCUUUCCUUUGAUUGAAAAAAUGGCGGAUUUGUUUAUGCAAGGAGUCCGUAAUAAUAGGGAUGAUGACUAUGAUUACACCACUCACAAGGGUUAUAUCGAAAAGGGCAUCCAGCUCGGACUCCGGCCAGAAUUUGCGAUAUUCUGUGGACUAUAUAAGGAUGAUCCCCGAGCUAUUAACGACCCCCAUCUAUUCGAGGAAUUAUGGUUUACUAUCAAGAGCCCACAGAGCGCCAUCGAUGAGAUGAUUAUUCUGUUUUGGAUGGAGCUCAAGGAAUAUAUGGUGACGAGAUUGUUAUACGAGGGGAAGGCAUGGUCGAACUAUGGAAGAUGGGUGGUCCGUGAAGGAGAAACUUUGGAUGAAGCAAAGGCAAGAGUGGACGAUCGAGAGCGUCUGAGGCUAAAAGAGCAAGCGAUAAAGGAACAGGAAGCAAAGUUUGAACGUGAGCAACAAGAGGAGGAGAGACUGUACGCGGAAGACAUAGCGAGAUGGGCAGAAGAAGACAGACUAGAGGCGGAGAUGCAACAAAGCGACAAAGCCUGUUCUGCAGAAGGAUGA
Messenger RNA from Penicillium samsonianum, 954 nucleotides. RefSeq lists its product as uncharacterized. The record is from RefSeq and is a predicted model, not a curated record. The coding region runs from base 1 to 954 and encodes 317 amino acids. The transcript has 3 exons. NCBI's taxonomy places the organism in Eukaryota, Fungi, Ascomycota, Eurotiomycetes, Eurotiales, Aspergillaceae.